Messenger RNA from Bombina bombina (fire-bellied toad), 1521 nucleotides. It is a transcript of the gene MOCS3, whose product is annotated as molybdenum cofactor synthesis 3. Gene Ontology annotation, cellular component: cytoplasm; cytosol. Lineage: Eukaryota; Metazoa; Chordata; Amphibia; Anura; Bombinatoridae. Gene Ontology annotation, molecular function: URM1 activating enzyme activity; adenylyltransferase activity; thiosulfate-cyanide sulfurtransferase activity. The coding region runs from base 55 to 1437 and encodes 460 amino acids. The record is from RefSeq and is a predicted model, not a curated record. The transcript has 13 exons. Gene Ontology annotation, biological process: tRNA wobble position uridine thiolation; protein urmylation.
CACAUGUGGUAUACAUGAGCAGGCGGAAGUGCAUAGUGCAGGGAAGGAAUAGGCAUGGACUCAGCUGACAUAAAGUCACUCAGGGAAGACAUCAGAAGGAAAGAUGAAGAAAUACAGAAUCUUAGAAAGAAACUUGCAGCACUCCAAGAGGCUUGUUCAAGUUCUGCAUUGCCUGUCUUGCAUGAUCCAUUUGAAAACUUGUCAACAAUUGCCAAAAACUGUCUUAGUAACCCAGACAUUUUAAGAUAUAGCAGACAACUGGUUUUACCAGAAUUUGGUGUUAAGGGUCAAUUAAAUCUUUCAAAGUCAUCUGUGUUGGUGGUAGGCUGCGGAGGUUUAGGAUGUCCUGUUGCACAAUACUUAGCUGCAUCUGGUAUAGGACGUUUGGGAUUAUUGGAUUAUGAUGUGGUUGAAAGGAGCAAUCUUCACAGACAAGUUUUGCAUAGCGAAAGCAAAGAAGGAAUGUCAAAAUCUAUUUCUGUUGUGGAAACUCUGAGAAAGUUGAACUCUUCUGUGAAUUAUGUUCCGUACCAUGUGAUAUUAAAUCCUGAAAAUGCGCUGCAUAUUAUUCAACAAUAUGAUGUAAUUGCAGAUUGUUCUGAUAAUGUUCCUACCAGAUAUUUGGUCAAUGAUGCUUGUGUUGUAGCUGGGAAACCUUUAGUAUCUGCCAGCGCCCUUAGAUGGGAAGGACAGCUCACUGUGUAUAAUUAUCAAGGAGGGCCCUGCUAUCGGUGUUUAUUCCCUAAGCCUCCUCCAUCGGAAACUGUUACUAACUGUGCAGACGGUGGUGUUCUUGGUGUUGUGCCUGGAAUAGUAGGAUGCAUACAAGCUUUGGAAGUGCUCAAGAUAGCAUCUGAAAUAGGCACAUCUUAUGAUGGUAUCAUGCUGAUGUAUGAUGCACUGGAUGGGCGAUUCCGCAAUAUAAAGAUUCGAACUAAAAAAGCCGACUGUGCGGCAUGUAGUAUUAAUUCAGACGCUGUUAUUCUUAAAGACUACGAAACAUUUUGUGGCUCAUCUGCUUCAGAUAAGUGUAGAAGUCUGAAUUUAUUAUCGAGUGAAGAAAGAAUAUCUGUACAGGACUACAAAAAAAUUCUAGAUGAGCAAAUACCUCAUAUUCUUAUUGACGUACGACCGCAGCCUGAAUUCGAUAUCUGUCAACUACCACAUACUGUUCAUAUUCCUUUGAGUCGGCUAGAAGAGAAAAGUGACAAGUGGAUACAUUUUCUGAGAGCCAAAAUAGCAGAAAUAAACCAUGAUGAAAAGGUAUCUAAAAAAAAAGUGAUUGUAAUUUGUAAACUUGGAAACGAUUCACAAAAGGCUGUAAAAAUAUUACAAGAACUAUCUGGAAAAGAAGUGGAUUUGCUAGAUACUAAAGAUGUUCAAGGUGGACUGAUGGCUUGGGCUGCCAAAAUUGACUCGACAUUCCCUCAAUAUUGAGAUUGUACCUAGAAUAACAAAUAAAGAGGCACAUCUGUUUAUAUCACUAUGCAUGGUCAUUUCAAUAAAAGUUGUAAACUUUCA